Messenger RNA from Ictidomys tridecemlineatus (thirteen-lined ground squirrel), 1077 nucleotides. The record is from RefSeq and is a predicted model, not a curated record. Lineage: Eukaryota; Metazoa; Chordata; Mammalia; Rodentia; Sciuridae.
AUGGUAUCCAACCUCAAAGGUGGCAAUCAAGUCCUGAACCUCAAGAAGAAGCAGGUGCUGGCAGCCCUAAACCAGGCUGCGGCCGAACCGGGGGAGAAAGUCACCGUGCCAGGCCGUGUGGCCGGCGGUGAUGAGCACAAGGCAGGUGGGGACAGUGCCUUGCUGCAUCCCCAGCAUCUGCAACUGUGCCAGAAACCAAUGCAACAAUGGCUGGUCCAUGCUGGGGCCCAGCACCUGGCACUGGACGCCCCGGGGCCACAGCCCGACCCCGACGGCGGGGACGCCCCAGGCCACGAGCCCGGGGGCAGUCCCCAGGACGAGUUCGACUUCUCCAUCCUCUUCGACUAUGACUAUCUGAAUCCCAUCCCAGAAGAACCGAAUGCACAUAAGGUCGUCAGCCCACACUCCGGAAUCUACCCCGAUGAUGUCCCGGACUAUGGCCCCAAGCCCUACAGCCCCCUGGCCAGUUUCCCGGGCGAGCCCCCCGGCCGGUUCGCAGAGCCCGAUAGGGUCGGGCCCCCGAACUUUCUGAGCCCGGCCAAGCCAGCGGGGGCCUCGGGCCUGAGCCCUCGGAUCGAGAUCACUCCGUCCCACGAACUGAUGCAGGCAGGGGGGUCCCUCCGCGCCAGGGACUGCGCCCUGCUGGUGGAGCCGCCGGCGGCCGGCCCGAGGUUCACGCUGCCCGUGCCCGGCUUCGAGGGCUACCGCGAGCCGCUUUGCUUGAGCCCCGCUAGCAGCGGCUCCUCUGCCAGCUUCAUUUCCGACACCUUCUCCCCCUACACCUCGCCCUGCGUCUCGCCCAAUAACGGCGCGCCCGACGACCUGUGUCCGCAGUUUCAAAACAUCCCUGCUCAUUAUUCCCCCAGAACCUCGCCAAUAAUGUCACCUCGAACCAGCCUCGCCGACGACAGCUGCCAGGGCCGCCACUCGCCCGUGCCGCGUCCGGCCUCGCGCUCCUCGUCGCCCGGCGCCAAGCGGAGGCACUCGUGCGCCGAGGCCCCGGUCGCCCCGCGGCCCGCAGCCUCGCCCCAGCGUGAGCCGGGCUCCAGGGUGGUCCGUCCCCGAGGGUGCGGCUGA